Molecule: messenger RNA, 1453 nt
Organism: Talaromyces stipitatus ATCC 10500
Lineage: Eukaryota; Fungi; Ascomycota; Eurotiomycetes; Eurotiales; Trichocomaceae
Product: CAIB/BAIF family enzyme
Exons: 6
Coding region: 25-1371 (448 amino acids)
Molecular function (GO): catalytic activity
Source: RefSeq, a predicted model, not a curated record
AUUGUCGACGUCCAUUGUGUGAAAAUGAAGGCUCGUGCGAUAUUAUCGCAGGGAAUCCUGGCCAAUAGAGCCAUUCGUCUGUCUACUACCCCUAAAGGUGGUUACGGUGUACAAUGGCGACGUUAUUCGGCAGCGGCAGCGGCUCCGGGAAUUCUACCGUUGGAAGGAAUUCGAGUAUUGGAUAUGACCAGGGUCCUUGCAGGACCUUAUUGUACUCAGAUAUUGGGAGAUUUGGGCGCAGAUGUGAUCAAAAUUGAGCACCCGCAAAGAGGCGAUGAUACUAGAGCUUGGGGUCCGCCAUUUGCGAAAUACCAGGAUGGGUCAAAGAAAGGACCUGGUGAAAGCGCAUAUUACCUUGCGGUCAAUCGAAAUAAGAAGUCCAUUGGACUUUCAUUUGCACAUACAUCCGGAGUUGAGAUACUACACAAGCUGGUCAAAGAGUGCGACGUACUUGUUGAGAAUUAUCUGCCAGGAAGUCUGAAGAAAUACGCCAUGGACUACGAGACCCUGAGCAAAAUCAAUCCCAAACUGAUAUAUGCCAGUAUAACCGGCUACGGGCAAACAGGACCGUACAGGAAUCGAGCCGGCUACGAUGUCAUGGUGGAGGCAGAAUUUGGUUUGAUGCAUAUAACUGGAUCCAGAGACGGACCUCCUGUUAAAGUGGGCGUUGCAGUUACGGAUCUGACAACUGGUCUUUACACGUCAAAUGCGAUCAUGGCAGCUAUAAUUGCCCGAGGACGCACGGGUAAAGGACAGCAUAUUGAUGCGUGCUUGAGCGACGUUCAGGUUGCAACUCUUGCUAAUCUAGCAAGCUCUGCCUUGAUUAGCGGUGAGAAGGAUUCUGGUCGCUGGGGAACAGCUCAUCCAUCGAUCGUUCCGUACCGAAGCUACAAGACUCUCGACGGUGACAUCCUCUUCGGCGGUGGUAACGAUCGACUCUUCGGCGUCCUCAGUGAUAGGCUCGAGCAUCCCGAAUGGAAGACAGACGAUCGCUUUGUGAAGAAUAGCAACCGAGUCGCAAACCGAGUUGAGCUUGACGGGAUGAUAGAAGAGAUCACAAAAACAAAGACAACACAAGAGUGGCUUGGACUUUUCGAAGGCAGCGGAAUGCCAUAUGCCGCUGUGAAUGACAUCCAAGGAACUCUAAAUCACGAACACGUGCGAGCUCGUGGUAUGGUCACGGAAAUCGAACACCCAGAAUGCGGUCCCAUGAAACUUGUUAAUACUCCCAUCAAAUACUCUCAUGCUAAGCCAGGUGUUCGCACGCCGCCACCUACCUUGGGUCAACAUACCGAUGAAGUGCUUCAAGGGCUGUUGGAUUACAGCAAAGACGAGAUUCUUUCGCUGAAGCAGGAGGGUGUUAUCUCAUAGAACCUAGAUGUGCGAGUUGUAAAUAGGGGAAAAGUACAGUUCAUCUGCUAGGUAUAUAGAAUCAAUGUCAGUCGCAAUGUAA